AUGACGCAUCGCUUUGUGGACAUCAAGCCCAAUUGUGGCUGUCAUAUCGAGAGAGCCCUCUUUCGUGACGAGAGCUAUAUCUACAUUACAGGAGCGGAAAAACAGUCUGACUCUCCUUCAGGGAAAAGUUACAUCACUUAUCAUAUUCGUAUUGGUGAUAUUGAAACAAGACGUCGCUACAGUGAAUUUGAAUCCUUUAGAAAAGCUUUAACAUUACUUCAUCCUGCACUUAUCGUACCGCCUAUACCCGAAAAGCAUUCUCUAGUGGACUAUGCAGCUUUACAAACAAGAGUCAAAGACGACUUGCCCAUGAUUGAGAAAAGAAAACGCAUGUUACAAACGUUCCUGAAUAGAGUAGCGAAACACCCAGAGUUGGGUCGGGACCAUGUGUUUCAUCGCUUUUUGGAGAAUAGUGUGAACUGGGCAGAUGUACUUCAGUCUCCACCUCUUUCUACUUUACCAAAAGAUCCCCUACGCAUGAUCCAGCAGCAGCUUCAAACGCAUACCUAUAGUCCAAUACUGUCCAGUAAUUUGAUACCAACCCCUUCUGCAGCCUAUCAACUAAAGAAUCCAGACCCACGCUUUGAGGAAACAGAAAAGUUUACUUUCAGAAUAGCCAACUACAUGAGUAAUAAUUUGGACAAAAGUCAACGUAAAGUGAUACGCAGAUUAGGAGAGCUGGCCAAUGAUUAUGCAGAAUUGGGAGCUGUCUACAAUGGAUUUAGUUUGAAUGAAACAGGUGCGGUAGCCAAUGCCAUUGAAAAAAUUGGACAAGCAGUGGAUGCUUCCUAUACAGAAACAGCGCAAAUGGUCACUUCAUUGGAAGGUGAAUUUGCUGAACCCAUCCAAGAACAUGCUCAGUUUGCUCAAAUCAUCAAAGAAGUCCUGAAAUUCCGACAUUUGAAACAUGCCCAGGUCGAGUUGAUUGAAAAUGCCCUGAAUAACAAAAAAGAAACCCUGGACAAUCUGCAAAGUAUGGAAAACGAAGCAAGACGAUUGGAAGAAGCCAUGACACGCGAAAGAACCAUGAGCGGCCUACAGGCCGCCGCUGUCGACGAGACAGAGGGAAUGGGACAAUCCAUAGCAGAAGAGCAGCAGCAGGCCGACAAUCCACAGAGCAGCCGUCAGCAACGUGAUCCUUAUUCCACACUUGCCCAGCCACCGCGACGAACCACCCGUACUAGCUGGACAGGUGCGCCGAUGAAGGUCAUCAGUGCUGUUGGCCAUACCUUACAAAACAUGAUUGAUGUCAACCCCGAAGCAACACGCCGCAACCAAAUAGGCAUGUCGAAAGAUGCCAUCGCUGUUUUGCAAAAAGCACUCGACAUCAGUCGAAAGGAUUUAGGCGGCAUCUCUUCAGAGCUUCAAGCGGAUAUCGAUCGUUUUCAAAAGGAAAAAAUUCAAAAUAUGCGCGACAUGUUGAUAGCUUAUGCUAAAAUUCACAUUCGAUAUUGCCAAAAGAAUCUGGAAUGCUGGCAAGAAGCCCGUGCCGAAGUCGACAAGAUACCAAUUUAA
Mycotypha africana is the source of this 1515-nucleotide messenger RNA. RefSeq lists its product as uncharacterized. The transcript is spliced from 7 exons. NCBI's taxonomy places the organism in Eukaryota, Fungi, Mucoromycota, Mucoromycetes, Mucorales, Mycotyphaceae. Gene Ontology annotation, molecular function: phosphatidylinositol binding. The record is from RefSeq and is a predicted model, not a curated record. Gene Ontology annotation, biological process: retrograde transport, endosome to Golgi. The coding region runs from base 1 to 1515 and encodes 504 amino acids.